Messenger RNA from Talaromyces marneffei, 2124 nucleotides. RefSeq lists its product as uncharacterized. The record is from RefSeq and is a predicted model, not a curated record. The coding region runs from base 1 to 2124 and encodes 707 amino acids. Gene Ontology annotation, biological process: phosphatidylinositol dephosphorylation. NCBI's taxonomy places the organism in Eukaryota, Fungi, Ascomycota, Eurotiomycetes, Eurotiales, Trichocomaceae. Gene Ontology annotation, molecular function: phosphatidylinositol-4-phosphate phosphatase activity. The transcript has 3 exons. Gene Ontology annotation, cellular component: endoplasmic reticulum.
AUGGCGCGCCCAGUACUACCGUUCAAGGAUAUCAACCUCCAUUCCUCUCCUUCUCACUACGCUUUUACCUCACCCUCAACACCGAAUGCUCCGACUCUGGUGGUGGACCGACCGAACGGCGACUUGCGUCUGAACGAUGGUAUUCUCCUUGGCUCAAAGCGAGUCUCUAGCAUUGCUGGAAUACUCGGUAUUAUCAAGCUGAAACUAGACAAAUAUAUUAUUGUCAUUACCAAGGCACAGCCGAUGGGCCGUCUCCAAGGCCAUAUGGUAUACAAAGUUGUAGCGACUGAGUUCCUACCUCUCCGCGAGCGCCCGCUGCACGACAAGGAUGAAGAUACCUAUCUGGCUCUCUUGAAGGACUUGAUCCGAACAGGGCCAAUGUACUUUUCGUAUUCGCUCGACCUCACAAACACCUUUCAGCGACAAUCACAGAGUGACCCGAGCACCCCGUUGUGGAAACGAGCCGACGACCGCUUCUUCUGGAAUCGUUUUAUCCAAUCCGACCUUAUUGACUUCCGUGUUGGUUCCAGUGAUACGACCGGAACAAAAUAUAAUCAGCAACCUGGCGUCGAUCCCUAUAUCUUACCUGUUAUUUUCGGAAUGCUGCGCAUUACGCCUGCAAGGGUCAAGAAUACCUCCUUUACCUUUGCUUUGAUUACACGAAGAUCAAGACAUCGAGGCGGCACUCGCUACUUCUCCCGAGGCAUCGACGAGAAUGGAAAUGUGUCCAACUACAAUGAAACUGAACAAAUUGUGAUCCUGAACGAUACUACUGGCGGUUUGACCGGCUUCGCUGGUGGUCAGGGUUUACCCAGCGGGAAAUCCGAGCAGCCCGGUCGUGACUUGCAGGUCUUUGCGUUUGUUCAGACGAGAGGAAGCGUUCCCGUUUUCUGGUCCGAAGUCAAUAACCUUCGUUAUACUCCGAAGCUCCAAGUCAGGAGUGUUGAGACAUCCAUUGAGGCUGCACAAAAGCAUUUCGCUCAGCAGAUCCAAUAUUAUGGUGAGAAUUACUUAGUGAAUCUGGUUAAUCACAAGGGCAGAGAAGAGCGAGUCAAGAAGGCAUAUGAGCAGUUGGUCCGAACGCUGGUAUCCUCACCAGGGGAGACGUCUGAACAAGACCAGCCACACACCGACGAGAAAAUACGCACUGUGGAAUCUGCCCAGAGAAAAGAGCUCCUGGACCGCAUUCAUUAUAUUUACUUUGAUUUCCACAAUGAAACCAAGGGUUUACAAUGGCACCGGGCACAACUUCUUUUAGAUCGGCUUACAGACGGGCUCAUGCGCGGUGAAUACUUCCGAGGCAUUGAGAGUCCUGGUGAUGCCAAUGGGCGCUUAGAAGUUCGUACUCAGCAGAGUAGUGUUGUACGAACCAAUUGCAUGGAUUGCCUCGAUCGUACGAACGUUGUACAGAGUAUGCUAGGUCGCUGGACGAUAAGCCGUCAAUUGAUGGACGCUGGCGUUCUACGACCAGGGGAGUCGGCAAGCGAUGACCCCGAGUUUGAGAACAUAUUCCGCAAUAUCUGGGCUGAUAAUGCUGAUGUUGUUUCAAAAGCCUAUUCUGGCACCGGGGCCUUGAAGACUGAUUUUACACGCACAGGACAACGCACGCGCGCUGGAAUGUUGCAAGAUCUCUCAAAUUCAGUCACCCGUUACAUUCGCAAUAAUUUCAUGGACGGUCCUCGACAAGACGGAUUCGACCUGUUCCUAGGCACUUAUCUGCCGCAAGAUUCGGCGUUGGGUAGUCUGUUGCUCUUUAUCGAUCGCCGGCCUGUCAUUAUUCAGUCUAUUCCUUAUCUCCUGGCAGCAAGUGUGUUUAUGGUGCUGGUUGCCAUGUUCACCCGCCGCCUGCCUGAUGCUGCCGUAUGGCCAUUAAGGAUAUUCACACUCGUCUGGAUGAUCAUUGGUGCAUGGGCAUCACACUUUAUAUAUAGCCAUGGAAUGCUCUAUGUCAAUUGGCCCAAGCUCAAUACACCAAGUGCAGCUUCAGAAGGCUACCAAGAUGCUCUCAACCAUGCCCGCUCUGACCAGCUCAUCGGCCGUUUCUUGGUCAAUAAGCGACACCAACGUGGUUUCAGCAAUGCCCGCUUGGGGUAUUUGGAGGAAGGCAAAAAGAGGCUUGAGUAG